Diatraea saccharalis (sugarcane borer) is the source of this 978-nucleotide messenger RNA. NCBI's taxonomy places the organism in Eukaryota, Metazoa, Arthropoda, Insecta, Lepidoptera, Crambidae. The record is from the annotation of a GenBank genome assembly.
AUGCAGGACUGCGAGUUUAUAACGCAAAGGAAAACUGCUAGAAACUUUUUAAAAACUUUAAGAAAGGAACUAAAGCUGGCAUUAGACGAAGAAGGUUACAGAUUAUCGCAGAAAAAUACUGCUUCUAGAGAAGACGAGAAGUUUUUUCGCCAUUUUCGCAAUUUGACAGUUCACUUGCUCAAGGAAAGUGAUAAACUGCCGACAGAUAUCGCGCAGUGGUUCGACUAUGAGAAAUUGAAAAUGGAAUGCUUACGAAGGCACGAAGAACUGACCUAUAUGAUGGAGAACAGAAAUAAAGUCGGGGAGAACUCUCUGGCUAGGUCACGCAGAUCAAUUCGCGCCAAUUUUAUAGUACCGGGAACGAAGUGGUGUGGCGCCGGCCAGCUAGCUGAGUCCUACAACGAACUGGGCACAGAUAAAAAAGAGGAUCGAUGCUGUAGAGCUCACGAUAACUGUAGAAAGAACAUCGGCCCAUUCAAGAGAAGAUACGGACUGUUCAACUUUAGGCCGUAUACUAUAUCAUAUUGCCGGUGCGAUAGGAGACCGAAACGGGACGCGAUGGAACUCCUUCGUGUGCCUGGAACGAAAUGGUGUGGAAAGGGUUUUUCUGCGACUAAAUAUUCGCAGCUCGGUGGUUACACAAGGACCGAUAGGUGCUGCAGGACACACGAUUUGAGAUGUCCCUUCUGGAUCGGCGGUAUGGAGAAAAAGUACGGGCUGUAUAACUGGCGCGUGAACACACUGAUGCAUUGUCGUUGCGACGAAAGCCAAGAAAAGUCCACCUGCUUAGUCUAUGGUUUCCGUGUCAUUACGCGCGAUUUUAGAAAUUUGAACGACGGCGCGCCGCACUGCCGUUUGCCUGUUGCUAAACUACCAAAUUGUAGGGGAGAAAAGAGAUGGGGAGUUAAUUUACUGUCUCUUACUUACGAGAGUGUGAAGAUAACACGCACGAUUGAUUUGCCACAUGUUUUUGUUUAG